AUGUGGCCGGAGGUCCGGCUGGCGGGGUCGGAGCGGCGGCGGGAGCUGGUGCUGCGGGGCCGGGAGCUGGAGGAGCGGGUGGGGGCGGGCGGCCUGGACCCGGGGCUGUGGCGGCUGCCGCUGCUGCAGCACCUGGAGCUGGGGGCCGGCCUGCGCCAGCUGCCGCCCGAGGUGGGGGGCCUGGCCCAGCUCCGGAGCCUGGUGCUCCGCUCCAACCGCCUGCAGGCCCUGCCCCCCCAGCUGGGCCUCCUGCGGGCCCUCCACAGCCUGGACCUGUCCGGGAACUGCCUGCAGGCCCUGCCGGCCGAGCUGGGCCUCCUGGAGCGGCUCAGCAGCCUCAACCUCAGCGCCAACCGCCUCACCCGGCUCCCCCCCGGCCUGGGCCGCUGCCUCCGCCUCGCCUCCCUCAACCUCUCCGGGAACCAGCUGCAGGCCCUGCCCGCCGACCUCUUCCAGCCCGGCCUCGCCCUCCUCAGCUCCAUCGCCGCCUCCAACAACCUCAUCCAGGAGCUGCCGCCCGAGGUCCGUCUCCUCCCGGCCCUCAGGACUCUGGAUCUAUCCAACAAUAAGCUCUCGGAGAUUCCUUAUGAGCUUGCUGACUGUCCCAAGCUGAAAGAAAUAAACUUCAAAGGAAAUAGCUUAAACGAUAAACGACUAGAAAAAAUGGUGAAUGGAUGUCAGACCAAAUCCAUCUUGGACUAUCUGAAGUCGGGAGGCCGUGGCAAGGGGAAAGGGAAAACGGACAGUGCGGAGAAAACUGAGAACAGGGAGAAAGCAAGGAAGAAAAAGAAGGCUCUGAAGAAAGAUGAUGAUGAAGAAUCAGACGGGAUGGAGGAGUUGAACAAAUUAGUGGUGCGAGUGCUACAUGUUUCUGAAAGCCCUUCCUCUGUACUCGUGAAAGUCACUCCCAAUAUCAAGGAUGUGAGGCCUUAUAUUGUGUGUUGCAUUGUGGAAGGAAUGAACCUGAGAUCAGGAAAUGCAUUGAAACGAUUCCUCGUAGCUCAGACCAAGUUGCAUGAUGAUGACUGUCAGAAGAGAACAUUAGCAACUAUUGCAACACACGAUUUAUAUUCGGUGAAGGGACCUUUGCUGUAUGACGCCAGACCCUCCCAUUCGUUGAAGAUUACGCCACUAGGAAGGAAAGAGAUAAAGGCGGCUGACCUGGUACGACAGUUACAAGUGGAAGCUGAUGAGCAACGAAAACAGAAGAAACGCCAAAAUAUUUCCGGACUUCACAAAUAUCUCCAAUUGCUUAAUGGAAAAGAAAAUUUUCCUUGUUUGGUGGAUGCUGAAGAUCAUGUAAUUUCAUUCCCACCAAUCACAAACAGUGAUAAAACAAAGAUUAGAAAAACCACCAGUCAGCUGUUCUUGGAAGUAACAAGCUCCUCAACCCUGCAGGCCUGCAAAAAUGUGAUGGACUGUCUGAUUGUGCGAAUGGCAGAACUGAACAAAUUCACCUUUGAAAACCAAGAGCAGGAAUCUGUAUCUGAUGACGAGACUGAAGUGAGCAAUGAGAAAAUGGAAGAACCAGGAUCUGUCAAUUUGGCUUCGAUUAAAAUGGCCAGUCCUGAACUGAUUGUGAAACAAGUACGCGUUGUAGAUGUGGAGGGGAACCUGAAGGUUGUUUACCCAGCCAAAACUGACUUAAAUGUGGAUGUCCACAAUGUAACUGUAAUCCGAUAGCCACACACACACAACCUUUUCCCACAAUUUUGCACUAUUUAUUUUUGGGUUUUUCUUUCCAUUUUUUUUUUAACCAUUAACUCACUCUCUCCUGAAGCUGCUGAUUUUGGCUUGAGUACAAUUUGAUGGACCCUCUGGUACCUUAUCUAAGUGACCACUAUUCACCCAGUGGCAUCUGUACAACCAGAAAGAGUGCCACAGCAAGUUAUUCAAUCAUUUCUCAGCAUUCUUUUCACCCAUCUUCUAAUGCAUUGAUCUCUUCUGGAUUGUCCAUGUGAAUUGACUGGCUGGUCUCACAAAUGAAGUCUGUCCAUUUACAUGAGACAGAAGAGGGUGGAGGAGACUACCCCUACUGUAAACCCCUCCACGAAUCAACACCUUUUUGAGAGGGGGGAUGGAGGGAGCAAACAAAACUGGGCCGUGAUACAAUGUAAUAAAACGCAGUGACAUAAAUCAAGAAAGCUUAAGUGAAUGGUGAAGUCUUAAUUAUCAGAGGAGUAAGCAAAGUAUUCCAAAUGAAAAAUUUCUGUUUGUGAAACAAGUGCAUUUAGCAAUAUUUUGCCAGCCUUGUCCAAAAUGGCCAAUAAAGGUCACUGCCGCAAUAGUUUUCAAAUAAAAUCUGACACAGCUAGUAAUUUAUUUGUAUAUUUUGUUUAAGUUUUAUCAUUUUAAAACUCCAUCCUUUCAGUCUGUGACAGAAACUUGCUUUGGAAAUUGGUAGUGUUAAGUUCUGCCGUGAUUUGUUCCUACACUGACUGAGGGUAUUUCUGCUCGGAGAGGCUGGUAUGGAAGUGGUGCCAUGGACUGAAAAGCAAAGUGGUGGGGGAAACAAAAUAAAUCCAUUCUGGUCUUGCUGUGCAUUAUAAAACUGCAUUACAUUAAUCAUUCAACAUUAGAAAUAAAAAGAGCAUCAUUGUUAAA
This is a messenger RNA of Carcharodon carcharias (great white shark), 2604 nucleotides long. RefSeq names its product leucine rich repeat containing 47 (gene lrrc47). Bases 1 to 1683 code for a protein of 560 amino acids. The record is from RefSeq and is a predicted model, not a curated record. Gene Ontology annotation, biological process: phenylalanyl-tRNA aminoacylation. The transcript is spliced from 7 exons. Gene Ontology annotation, molecular function: phenylalanine-tRNA ligase activity; protein binding; RNA binding. NCBI's taxonomy places the organism in Eukaryota, Metazoa, Chordata, Chondrichthyes, Lamniformes, Lamnidae.